CCAAUGACCAACAAAGACUUCCUUUUCCCCACGAUCAGCACAAAUGGUGUGCUACAGCCAGGUGAGCCACUUUCCCUUGACAUGAGCCAGAAAUGGAUUGACAAGGUGGUAGUGGGGUCUGGAACUCCUGGGAUGUUUAUGACCCAUUGCUAUCGUCAUGGUGGAGCACAAUAUUGGUUCAUGUUUGUGCCAGUGGGGCAGCAAUGGACCCUUGCACAGGUCCAGUGGUGGGGGGGAUGGGCUGAAGGUGAGCAUCAUGACACACUGAUGUGCUACCUCCUCAAUGAGCUGAAUUGCUAUGGAAACAACCACAGCAAUGUGCUGCAACCAGUCCCACAUGAAGGUGAUUGUUCACUUGCAGGCGAAGCUGCACUCAUCAAGCCAGCAUCCACUGAGGCACUCAACAUGGCACAUGCAUCAAUAACAGCUGACAUGGCAGUGCUACACACAACUGUGAAGGAAGUGAAGGAAACCUCAUGCUCACUAUCAGUAGAUGUAAGGGAGAUCUGCCAACAGCUCAGUGACAUGAGCAACCUGGUCAUAAAGGCCCUGACCUUGGCCUCUGCAUGUUCAGCCCCUUCUGGACCUGUGUCACACCAGGACACUACUGGCACCUACCAACAUUCACCUGCACAGACCACAACUUUGUUGCCCCCAGCAAUCCAGUCUGCUUCCAUGCCAACAGCAAGUGAGCCUUCUUUGUUGCCCCCAGCGAUCCAGUCCACUUCCAUCCCAGCUGCCCAACCAUAUCUACCUACUCUCAAUUUACAACUGACUCAAAUGCAGUUCAGGAUACUGUGGGUUGUCCAACCCUCAGAUCUUUCAUUCUUGACAUCCCUCCCUUUGCAUUUCAGACCCCAGAGGACCAAGACCCAUGCCUCUACCUCCCUUCUGAGAGUUGUCAUCCCAGACAUGCCCAUUUUGCAUCCCAAUGGGACAUGGACUGCAAAGUCAGACUCUUGGAGGGACAUAGUGUGCCACUGGAUGGAGGGUGAGCCAUGGCUUGACCUGCACAUUCCACUCAAGGACUGGCCUUAUCACUACUACAAUGGGAAGAGUGGCCAUCAAUUCAACACAAAGUACUCUCAGCAACAUGUCAUUGCAAUGGAAUUCCUUGAUGAAUUCCAGGGGGACAAGGAAACCUUCCUCAGGAUCUAUGGAAGUGCCAUCAGUCAAGGACACACGAAACUCCUCAAAGCAAUCUUGGCUGCC
This is a messenger RNA of Pisolithus orientalis, 1212 nucleotides long. RefSeq lists its product as uncharacterized. The transcript has 5 exons. The annotation marks the transcript as partial. Gene Ontology annotation, biological process: DNA integration; DNA recombination. NCBI's taxonomy places the organism in Eukaryota, Fungi, Basidiomycota, Agaricomycetes, Boletales, Pisolithaceae. The record is from RefSeq and is a predicted model, not a curated record. Gene Ontology annotation, molecular function: DNA binding.